Abrus precatorius (Indian licorice) is the source of this 1230-nucleotide messenger RNA. Its product is annotated as type I inositol polyphosphate 5-phosphatase 8-like. NCBI's taxonomy places the organism in Eukaryota, Viridiplantae, Streptophyta, Magnoliopsida, Fabales, Fabaceae. Gene Ontology annotation, biological process: phosphatidylinositol dephosphorylation. Gene Ontology annotation, molecular function: inositol-polyphosphate 5-phosphatase activity; phosphatidylinositol-4,5-bisphosphate 5-phosphatase activity; phosphatidylinositol-3,4,5-trisphosphate 5-phosphatase activity. The transcript has 8 exons. The coding region runs from base 1 to 1230 and encodes 409 amino acids. The record is from RefSeq and is a predicted model, not a curated record.
AUGUUCGUGGGGACGUGGAAUGUCGGAGGGAAGUCACCGAACCAAAGGCUGAACUUGAGGAAUUGGCUGACGUCUCCUUCACCAGCUGACAUCUAUGUUAUUGGGUAUGCUUUUGGUCACUGGAACAAGUAUAAAUGGUUUCACUCUAAUUUUUCACGCAUGAUUAUUGAUAGGUUCCAAGAAAUUGUACCGCUAAAUGCAGGGAACGUGCUUGGGCCGGAGGACAGUGGUCCAGCAGCGAAAUGGUUGACCCUUAUUGGUCAAGCCUUGAACAGCAACAAUUUCUCGGAGUUCCUCUCUUUAGAGGACGAUUUGGAUAAUGGAGAAAGGUCUCCUACGAGUCCGCGACGCUAUUGCUUAGCUGCAAGCAAGCAAAUGGUAGGUAUCUUCUUGUCCGUGUGGGUACGAACUGAUCUUUGCGACCAUAUUAGCAAUGUGAAAGUGUCAUGCGUUGGCAGAGGCAUCAUGGGCUAUCUUGGAAAUAAGGGUUCAGCAUCAAUUAGCAUGACAUUGCACCACACCACGUUCUGCUUUGUUUGCACCCACUUGGCCUCUGGGGAGAAAUUUGGUGACGAGUUGCGAAGAAACAUGGACGUCUCGGAAAUCUUGAAGAAAACUAAAUUUUCUCACUCGUUUAAAUCCCUUGGUCAACCACUCCGUCCUGAAAGCAUACUGGAACACGAUAAUGUCAUUUGGCUUGGGGAUUUAAAUUAUCGGCUUGCUGCUGGCUACGAUGAUACACAUGAACUAUUAAAGAAGAAUAAUUGGCAGGCAUUACUAGAGAAGGAUCAGCUAAGGAUAGAGCAGAAAGCUGGACGAGUAUUUGAAGGUUGGAAUGAAGGGAACAUAUAUUUUGCUCCCACAUACAAAUACUUGACCAAUUCUGACCACUAUGUUGCCCAAACCUUCAAAUCUAAGGAAAAACGACGGACCCCUGCUUGGUGCGAUCGAAUUCUGUGGAAAGGGGAAGGGAUCAAUCAAAUGUGGUAUGUUCGAGGUGAAUCAAAAUUCUCGGAUCACAGGCCCGUGUAUUCACUAUUCUCUGUUCAAGUGGACAUGACAAGCAAGAAUCUCGCUCCUUCGGCAGCCACUAUGCCCAGGUCCUGCCCCUUAAAACCGUUGACUAAUGCUGCGUUGUCAUCGACUUGUUGCGCUGCUAAAGUGCAGGUUGAAGAGCAGCUCUUACUGCUAACGAGGACACAAAGUUGCAUUGACUCCGUACCCAGAUAG